Messenger RNA from Galdieria sulphuraria, 352 nucleotides. RefSeq names its product ubiquitin-fold modifier 1. The transcript has 3 exons. Gene Ontology annotation, biological process: protein K69-linked ufmylation. Lineage: Eukaryota; Rhodophyta; Bangiophyceae; Galdieriales; Galdieriaceae. Gene Ontology annotation, cellular component: cytoplasm; nucleus. The record is from RefSeq and is a predicted model, not a curated record. The coding region runs from base 29 to 322 and encodes 97 amino acids.
AGAAAAGUCAUUGUGAAUUGAAAGAGGAAUGGCAACCACGGAAAGUGGCAAAAAAGUUAGCUUUAAAAUAGUUUUGACUUCAGACCCCCAUUUACCCUAUCGAAUUAUUCAAGUUCCAGAUAAUGCACCAUUCACAGCAGUUCUCAAGUUUGCUGCUGAAGAGUUUCGAGUACCUUCCACUACGAGUGCUAUUAUAACUAACGACGGGGUGGGAAUCAAUCCUCAACAAAGUGCAGGAACAGUUUUUCUAAAGCACGGUGCCGAACUUCGAUUGAUUCCUCGUGAUAGAGUGGGAGGAUUAUUAGUAUCAAUUUACAAAUAGACAACCUUCGUUUAUAAUCACUAGUCCACU